AUCAAAACAAACCACACGUGCACACGUGUCAUUUUGGUGUGCAGUUCAGUUUCACUCACCUUGCGUAUCGUGAAACGGCCUCGAGCAAAGUGCUGCGUGACUCUUUAGUAGGCAAGAAGCCUAGGAUCUACCUUCCUUGUGUUUAAUGCGAUCAAAUCGACGACACAAACGCCGGCUACAAUGCAACGCAGGCGACAGCGUGACAGUAUGGGCGUGAUGCUCCUCCUAAACCACGUAUUGUUUCAAGUGGGGAUAGAAGCCAUUCCACCCGUCACGCUUUUGAUUGUCCUUGCUCAAGCGUGCGUUUUCCUCCAGCUUUUCGAACUACCAUGGCGCGACCUCUCCGGCGCUUGCAUUAGUGUCAACGCUGUCCUUUUCAAGAAACAGUGGAUGCGCAUCUUCUACGGGGCCUUCGAACACGGUGACAGUCUACACCUUUAUUACAACAUGGUUUCCUUCAUUUGGAAGGGAAUGCUUCUCGAACCUGUCCUCGGGAGCGCGCAAUUCACUUACAUCAUCUUCCUCUUUACUGCACUUUGUGGUGUUGUGCUCGUGGGAUUAAACUAUCUGUUGGGCACGUUCAUCGACGGCUCGUUCUACUACCAGUGUGCUGUCGGCUUCUCCGGCGUCAUCUUCGCCCUCAAGGUACUUAACAAUUACUUUCCCGGACAAAGCCGGCGCGUUUUGGGCAUCAAUAUUGACUUGCCCUCGGGACAAGUUGUCUGGGUCGAGCUGGUGCUUAUUCAGCUUCUCACGCCGAAUGCCUCUUUCGUCGGCCACCUUGCUGGUAUCCUAGUCGGCCUCGCCUACGUCUACGGAGUCAUUACGCCCAUCUCCGACGUCGUCUGGAACCUCCUUGGGCAACAACCCGUGCGCCUCACGCGACCGCACCAUGGCCCCCACGACCGUCGGCGUGAACCUGGCCCGCUGGCUGCGAUGCCGUACGGGGCUAUCCUUGUGUCGGCGGUGCUCGUCACGUUGCAGACGGACAUCGUGCCGCACCACUGGAAGAAGCUGGUGAACGGUCCGUGUAUCACUUCUUCACUCGUGAUAGAUCAUCACCAGUGGAAGCUGUUGUUUCUCCCGGCAUUGCACUCCACGGAAAUUAUGCACCUGGUCUACACAGUGCUAUCGUUACUCGGCCUCGGCUUCUAUCUUGAACGCAGGAUGGGCGUCAUCCGCUUCCUAGGCGCAGUCUUGGGCCUCACGGUCAUCACUAACUUCGCUUUCUGCCUGAUGACGUAUUACAUCCUGCCGAACUACAAGGAGAUUGCCGGUGUGCAUGCCUUUGAAAUGCACUAUAAGUGCUUCCUAGGCUUGACUGCGACGCUGAUUGCAAUGAAGGGCCUCUACACCGUUUAUUACCCUAGGAGCAGAUACUUGUUUUUGUUCUUUUUGGUUCCAGUGCCCAAGAUAUUAGGCGCCGUUUUUGAAGUUGCACUACUUCAUUUUCUAUUGCCACAUGUGUGGAUAGUGGGUAAUGUAGUAGGUUUUUUCACUGGACUCUUGUUGGUAAUAUUAUCAGAAACUUUUUAGUAACUGCUGUGUGCUCGUUUCUUUUCUUUCUUUUUCUUUUUUUUUUUUUUGUCCUAGCAUUAUUGUACAUAUUUGUCACGGGGCCGUAUUCUGAAACGUUCCCCUAGGCGAAAUUUCUUUUUUCGCUUUCAGGCGCGCGCUGAUUGGCUGGUUGAGCAAAAAUGAACGACGUCGGGCUCAACCACCCAAUCAGCUCAUCCAAUUUUGCUAAAACAGCCAAUCAGCGCUCGCCUGAAAGCGAAAAAAGAAAUUUCGCCUAGUGGAACGUUUCAUAAUACGGCCCAUGUAGUUCCUCUUCAUGAACUUCAUGAAGCAGUGCGCAUUUUGUGAUGCUGGCAAUUAGUUUGUGCACUCAGUUCGAGGUCAUUGCCAUUCUUAAUGGAGGAUAUGUGGUACUAGCAACAUGCUCAAGUUUGUCAUCCAUUUAAGUAUUUGAUUGAAAUUACUUUGUGCUUCAUUGAAUGAAACUGACCAAGUUUUUAUACUUUUGACUGGCAUGCAAAAAUUUUCGGACUUGUAUGUUACAGAAUGAACAAGAUAUUGCAUUCAAUGCAUGUUUAAUAUGUGAUGCAUAUCACAUAUAUUGACAAGCAGGUCAUGCGUGACCACAACUGUACAUCACACUUUUUAUAUAUAAAUACUAGCUGUGACUUGCUUGUCUAAUAAAGACAUAGCAUUUGCAUUUCUGUCGCCUAAAUUGUGUCCUUAUUGAACUCUAUAUAUUAGAAAAACCCUGAUAGUAAAAAUAAAGCCAAGCUACACAGCUAGCAUGCUCUGCUGUAAUUUAUUCUCUGCGAAGAGGUGACUUAGUAGCACAGAGAAUAGCAUGAGAAGGCACUGUCAUUCUCAUGCAUUGUGAAAUUGAUCAUGCUGGUAGCCUUGCUGCAUGUGUACCUUUACCGCUCUCAACGGGCCAGUACUCGCGUCAAUGUAAAAGGAUGAUGCCUAAAUGUGGAGUGGCAGAUUUUCAACACCACAAAGUCACUAGAGAGUUUUGACAUGUUGCAUUUUACGGAACUCCGGAGACUAAUGCCCCUCCAGGCACGUUUCUGCUAACCUGGUGCCCCCCUGGCGGGAGGCAGUGGAUGGAGAAAAUGACAGCAUGAUGAUGAUUUUGUUGGCAUCCCCUUUGAAAGAUGGCACUGACAAAUGAUCACCUGGCCUGCUUGAGCUAAUAAGGCAUUAUAUAUACAUGCAUAGCAAUCCAGCAUUCUGUCUAUCUUUCCAUAAUAACCUCUAUCUCUAUAUUGCACAGUUACCUACGCCAGUAACGAAUUUGAUUAUGAUAUAUAAAUUUUUGCUUGCUUUAUUUACAGUUAUACUCUAAACAUGUCUUGCUUACACGUCAACUACUGACCAAUUAACUCUUUCCUUACUGCAGUAAUGUGCUCAUUUUCAGUGCUCCUAUGUUUUAUCGUUUUAUUUCAUGAUGUAUUAAUCGCAGCAUAUACCGUGAUACAUAAAAUUGUACCCUUAGUGUUGUCGUUUUUAAUGGAAUUGAAGCGUAAAUAAUUGCUCAGAGAGUUCUUGAGAAUUCUUAUGUGAAACUUCAAAGAAGCACCAGAAGAAGCAUGAAUUAAAGUAAUUAUUUGCUAUUUUUAGUAUAAGUAAUGGAAUAAAAAAAAUCUUAAAUAUACAAAAUAUGCACCUUGGUCCUAGUUCCCAACUUCUGUAAGUUAGACCUGUAGUUAGAAUAUUGUACAGAUUUGGUGGCGUGAAUUUUCGCCAUAGUGGUGCCCAUGCUAUGUGGGAGAGCCAUGACUUAGCAAGUGUGAAAACGAGUGUGAAAGUGCCUAUAGUGCAGGAAGCAUUUGUUUUGACUCAUGGCAACAACCACCUGGUUACCUUAAUGCAUUCUUUAGGCUCUCAAUAUAAUGGCUGUUAGGUUGGGGAGCAUGCGCAAGCCUUCUCAUAUGUGAUUAUUCUGUUCAAUAAGCUUUUCUGUGCAAGCAAAGAACAUAUGCUCAAAACACAGAUCAUAGACUCUCAAAGCAAAGAUGUAAAAGGGGUACUCGCACUAGAUCUAUCCAAGGCCUUCGAUACAACUACACAUGACUAUAUCCUUAAGGAGAUAUCGGCCUUGAACUUGGGAGUUAAAUUCUUCUCCUUCGUUGAAUCCUUCCUUGAGAGCAGGAUGGCGGUCAUAAAGUUGAGGCAAUCAGUGUCGGAGUCUUUCACACUCGGAAGAAGGGGUACUCCCCAAGGGGCAGUUAUCUCACCACUUCUGUUUAACAUAGCAAUGCGCAAAUUGUCGGAAAGCCUUGCAACAAUUCCUUAUGUUGGUCAUGCAUUAUAUGCUGACGACAUUACAAUCUUGUGUCCCGGAGGAUCGGAGGCGACGGUCGAACAAGCUCUACAGGAGGCUCUAGACGUUACAGAGUCUUUCCUGGACGGUACGGGACUGGCACUGUCGCCUGGAAAGUCGGAACUCCUGCUGUACAGACAGGCUAGACGAGGUGCUAGGCUAGACGUGAGGCCCCACUCGAUCAGGUGC
This is a messenger RNA of Dermacentor silvarum, 4030 nucleotides long. RefSeq lists its product as uncharacterized. NCBI's taxonomy places the organism in Eukaryota, Metazoa, Arthropoda, Arachnida, Ixodida, Ixodidae. Gene Ontology annotation, molecular function: serine-type endopeptidase activity. The record is from RefSeq and is a predicted model, not a curated record. Gene Ontology annotation, cellular component: membrane.